GAUGCAGUGUGUCUCAACCCAACCCAGAACGGAAAGGGAAUCACCAAGAUCUAUCUUGACCCUUACGUCGGCACGCGCAUGCGACCGCAUCAGGUGGAGGGCGUGCGCUUCAUGCUGGAGAGUGUGCUCGAGGUGCGCGUGGCCCGGCUGCUCCGGAUGCGUGCUGGCAGACGAAAUGGGCCUUGGCAAGACUCUUCAAGUCAUAGCUCUCAUCUGGACACUUCUCAACAGGGCCCUCAGGGCCGCCCUUUCCUGCGCAAGGCGGUGGUGGUGUGCCCGUCCCUCGCUGGUCGACAACUGGGGGGCCGAGUUCCGCAAGUGGCUGGGCACGGAGAGGCUCAAGGCGCUGGUGGUCAACUCCAGCUUCACUCCCACUGAGGCGAAGUUCAAGAUAGCAGACUUCAAGCACGGCAUGGCAUGGUGUGGCCCGUGCUCAUCACCUCCUACGACCUGCUCCGCCGCCACGCCGCCCUCCUCGCCGCUGCCGCCCCGCAGCUGCUCGUGUGCGAUGAGGGGCACCGGCUCAAGAUCUGUGCGGGCAACAAGACCAUCACCGCACUGCAACAACUGGGGUGCCCUCGCAAAGUGCUGCUGACGGGCACGCCCAUCCAGAACGAUCUGAACGAGUUCUUUGCUCUGCUGGACCUGGUGAACCCGGGGUGCCUGGGCCCGCUGCCCGCCUUCCGCCGCAUCUUCGCCGACCCCAUCCAGAGGAGCUGCAACCGCAGCGCUACGUAAGGGUUGCAGUUAAAGGACCGUGGCGCGGCACCACAGUGGGAUGAUUGAUUGCAUGUGGUCUGACUCUGCAUUGCAGCAUGUUGCAUCUUUUCUGACCCCAUUUAUUAGUCUUACUUCCUACUAUCCUCUGUGUCUCUCCUUCCCUCCCUCGCUCCCUUGCUCCCCCAUACUCACACGCGUGCAGAGAGGAGGAGGUGCGGCUGGGGGAGGCUCGGUCGCAGGAGCUGCAGGCCAAAGCAGCGGCGUUUGUGCACAGGCGCAUGGCUGCUGUCAAUGCCGCGUACCUGCCGCCCAAAUCUGACUCAGCACUGCUUCUCUCCGCCUCGCCUGCUCUCUCCCCCUUGUGCUAGAAACGCUCUAUGUUACAGUUGGACCAUCCCCACGGUCUUUGAGCUCUAAUACAUUUCCCUCCCCUCAUCUCCCGUCUCUCCCAUCAGCUACAUUGUCUUCUGUCGACUGCAUCCGCAGCAGGCACACAAGUACUCAAUUCCUGCAGUCAACGCACGUGCGCUCUCUACUCUAUUCCCCCGUCGCCACCACCACAGCCAGCGCCCUGACGGCCAUCUGCCACCUUAGGAAGCUCUGCCUGCACCCCCGCCCUCGCCGCCACUCCCAUGUCUUCCACUCCCGCUGCCCGCCGCACCCGCUCCCCCUCGCCUGCUGCCUCGGCCUCUGCUGGCUCUGGUGAUGUGGUGGAGGAGGAGGGGGGAGAUGAGGGGGAGUGGGCUGAGGGGAUGGUGGGAGAAGAGGAGGAUGCGGAGGAGGAAACUGAGGAGGGGGCAGCAGAGGGCGGAGAGGUGGGAGGAACGGGUGGCAGGAACCAGGCAGGGCAGAAACGUGGU
Messenger RNA from Closterium sp. NIES-67, 1580 nucleotides. The record is from the annotation of a GenBank genome assembly. Lineage: Eukaryota; Viridiplantae; Streptophyta; Zygnematophyceae; Desmidiales; Closteriaceae.